Pelobates cultripes (western spadefoot toad) is the source of this 438-nucleotide messenger RNA. The record is from the annotation of a GenBank genome assembly. NCBI's taxonomy places the organism in Eukaryota, Metazoa, Chordata, Amphibia, Anura, Pelobatidae.
AUGCAGCUUCCUGAGUUACAGACUUGGUACCAGAUGCACCUCCAAAGAGCACAGGACCGUGUGCGAAACAUCUUGGAGCAAGCCCGGAAACCAUUUGUAUCCAGUUCUAUUCCGAUGAGCAACCGACCCAAAAGGUUCCUCACCACCAUAAUUGUUGCAUUAGUUUGUGCCACUGUUGGUGCAGUUGUCGCAACUGGAAUGUCUGCAGCCAACUCUAUUACUGUCCAAAAGCUGGAUAUGGAAAUCUAUGCGCUAAAGCAACACAUUAACGAUAUUCAUCAGGUGAUAAAACAGCAAAGAACACUUCUCCAAGACGUGUUAACUAUUGUGGAAGACACAGUUGUUACAACAAAUUUGCAUUUGGAGUUAAUUGCCAAAUCCACUUGCACCAAAGUCAUGACUUAUUUAAGCGUGAACUUCUAUUUCUGCAUGACCUAA